AUGUCAAAUAAUUAUCAUCAGAAUCAACAUCCUCCUCCUCCUCAUGAUCAUCAUCCACCUCAUCAUCCGCCGGCACUCAACCAUCAUCAACAACAACAACAACAACAUCAAAUGGGUCCAUAUCCAAUGCAAAUCAUUAAUCAACAGCAACAGCAACAACAGUACUAUCAACAACCACAACAAAUGAACCAGCACCAAUUUACAGCCGUCAUUCAUCAACAACAAAAUACUUUCACUGUUCCCCAUGGUAUUCCUCCUCAAUCUCAUCACCAUCAGCAACAUCAACAACAGGUUAAUCAAAACUAUCCUUUACCUCCUCCUCAAGCUAUAAUAUCAAAUAUCAAAGAUAUUCCUAAUCCCAUAUCAGCUUCAACUACUCCUAUCAAAUCCAGUCCUACUAAAUCAAACAAUAAGUCAGCAUCGCAAUUAAAAACUCCUAAAAAGAAGAGAGGUAGACCUCCAAAACCGAAUUCAUUGGCUCAAAAAAUCACCACCACUUUAAAUAUUAGUAUCAAUACUUCUCCUCUGAACUCCAACCCCGCUGAAUUAAAUUCCAAUCUGAUGGUUAAAAGAGGUGCCCCUGAUGCGUUCACACCAUUGAUGAGAGUAAGUCCUUCAUCAACUCAUACUUCUACUAGAAGAAGAAGAAAAUCUUCAAUUGGCAGUUCGACUUCUGGUUCUCCUCCUAUUAAAAGAUCUAAGUCAUCCAAGAAACUAGCCAACAACACUACCACUGCCAAUGAUCCACCACAUUUGGUUACUCCGUUGUCUUCUUCUUCUGAUGGCCAUUUUCCUACUUCAGAACCUUCCUAUCAAAUAAAUUAUAAGACUUUGGAUAAAUUAUCAAUGGUUACACAAUCUGAAGGGUAUUAUAAUACUCCUCCACCAACUUCUACCAAUCCUUCCUUUUCAACUCCUAGUAGUAGUAGUAAUAAUAAUAACCAACCGCCACCCUUCCCAACCAUGGACCAACCAAAGAGCAGCUCCAUGAGAUCUCCCCAACUUUCCAAAAUUAAUGAAUCUAAACAAGAAUCUACUUCUCCGAGUAGAAAUUUAUUACCUCCUGUUUCAUUAACUUCCAACAAUUCUCAAUUGAAAAGUUCUCCAGUUAAACAAUCUUCUCCGGUAGAAAGUGUUUCUAAAUCUAAUGAUGAAUCAAGCAACAAACCAACAUCAGCAUCAGCAGACAAUUUCCUGUUUAAAUUAACUAUUGAUGAUCUGGGUAAAGCUGUGUUAUCUGGUGAUUUAUUCAAUCCCACAAAAAUUCCUUUGGAACUGGUUCCUUCUCAUCCAGAAUCUCCAAGAGAAUCAGUUCUGCCAAAAUCACCAUCUCUGACUCGUGCAAUUCCUAUAAGUACAGGAACUCCUUUGGUUCAUACAAAUUCUGUUAUUGGAAUAGAAACUUAUAAUUCUGAGAAUAAAUCAAAAGCUCCUUUGAGAAGGCAUAAUUCAGAUAUUACAAAUUUUACUUCAUCUACAAAAGAUUCAAUUCCUUCUUUAUCUUCAAUUAACGAGGCCAUAUCAACCAAUUCAAUUAAUAAUCCUCAAACUCCAAAAGAAACAUAUACUUAUGUUUCAACUGGGUUAACUCCAUUGUUUAAUUUGACUCCUCAAUUCAAUGCAUUGAUGUAUUCUGUGAUGAAUAUAAAUGGCUCUCCACCUCCUUUUAAAAGAGGCAACAAUCCAUUUUUAGUUAAUCAAGAAAUAUUUACUGGUUGUGGUGUAAAUGAAUCCAAUUCUCACCAACCUUCAUCUUCUUCUUCUUCACAAUCACAGCAGUUAGAAGAACUUAUUGAACAACCACAUUUAGAAGGUCAUCAUAACAAUAAUGAACUUUCGUCAGAUUUAUUACCUACUAAAGACCCUCAUCAGUACACCAAGGACAGUAAUACAGAAAUGGUUCAAAAUAAUUAUCUGCUGACUUCAUCUUCAUCUGACGAUUCCGGUGAUGCAAGAUUAGCUUUAAAGAAGAUUAUUCAUGUUAAAAGAAGAUAG
Molecule: messenger RNA, 1995 nt
Organism: Candida tropicalis MYA-3404
Lineage: Eukaryota; Fungi; Ascomycota; Pichiomycetes; Serinales; Debaryomycetaceae
Exons: 1
Coding region: 1-1995 (664 amino acids)
Source: RefSeq, a predicted model, not a curated record